Cheilinus undulatus (humphead wrasse) is the source of this 1575-nucleotide messenger RNA. Its product is annotated as solute carrier family 22 member 7-like. Gene Ontology annotation, cellular component: membrane. Gene Ontology annotation, molecular function: transmembrane transporter activity. Gene Ontology annotation, biological process: transmembrane transport. The transcript is spliced from 9 exons. The record is from RefSeq and is a predicted model, not a curated record. The coding region runs from base 1 to 1575 and encodes 524 amino acids. NCBI's taxonomy places the organism in Eukaryota, Metazoa, Chordata, Actinopteri, Labriformes, Labridae.
AUGAAGUUUGAGAACAUCCUUGAGGAUAUUGAUGGAUUUGGAAGAUUUCAAAUAAUGAUCAUCGUGAUCAGCUUCAUCGGUCGCUUCACUCUUCCCUGCCACUUCAUGCUCAACAACUUCAUCGCAGCUGUUCCCUCUCACCACUGUGACAUCAGCUCUCUGGAUGAGGAGGACGUUUUCAGGAGUUUAUCCCCAUCUGAGAAGCUUUUUGUGAGUAUUCCACUGCAGAAAGAUGGGACUCCAAACUCCUGUCAGAUGUUUGCAGAGCCGCAGUAUCACCUGCUCAACUCCUCCAACAUCACAGAAGCAGCUACAGUGCCGUGUAGAAAUGGAUGGGUGUAUGACAACUCCACCUUCAAGUCUACUCUGACCUCAGAGUGGGACCUGGUGUGUGAUAAACGAGGUAAAAACAAAGCGACUGCUACUAUCUUCUUUGUUGGAGUCAUGUUUGGAGCCAUGUCCUUUGGAAGUCUGAGUGACAGGUAUGGUCGGAGGAUCAUGCUUCUGGUAUCCUAUGUGACUGGACUGCUCUUUGCCAUUACAAGUGCUUUUUCUACAUCCUAUGUGAUGUUCGUGGUGCUGAGGUUCUUCACUGGGUUUUGCAUCACUGGCAUCGUCAUUGUUUCUGCAGUCCUCAGUGUGGAGUGGGUUGACAUCGAGCACAGGAAGCUGGUGGGAGUGAUCGACAGCUUAUCCUGGACAUUUGGGAACACAAUAUUUUCAGCUAUUGCUUAUUUUGUGAAUGAUUGGAGAUGGCUGACUGUUAGCGUCACUUCACCGCUGAUACUGGCCAUCAUCACCUGGAGGUGGAUGCCAGAAUCUGCGAGGUGGCUCAUAGCUAAUGGAAAACUGGAGCAGGCUCAGGUGUAUUUAAAACAAUGUGCCAAAAUGAACCAAAGGGAGGAUUCAACUGACUCACUUAAAACUGAGACACUUUCUACCAUUGUAGUGACUGAAAAAAGAGAUCAAACCUACUCCUACCUUGAUCUGAUACGAACACCUAAACUGAGGAGGCUGGCCAUCACUACUGGAACUCUGUGGUUUUGUGUGGCUAAUGCUUAUUAUGGCAUCAGCUUUAACAUCACAGGCUUCGGGCUAAACAUCUACCUCACUCAGUUCACAUACGCUUUAGUUGAACUACCGGCCAAAGUAUCUGUUUAUUAUUUACUGGAUAAGAUCGGUAGACGGAGCACUGAGGUGGGGUCUCUUUUACUAGCCGCUGUCUGUCUUGGCAUCAACAUUGUAGUACCUAAAGACAUGUCUGUUGUCAGGACAGUUGUUGCUGUGUUUGGGAAAGGGUUUUCUUCAGCAUCGUUUGCGACGGUUGUUCUUUACAGCUCAGAGCUCUAUCCCACAGUAGUGAGGCAGAGCGGUAUGGGCUGGAACUCGUUCAUGGCUCGUCUGGGUGUCGCCGUGGCUCCUCUGAUCCUCUUACUGGAUGAGUUUUGGAGGGACCUGCCACAGGCCGUCCUGUGCGCUAUUGCUUUACUGGGAGGAAUGGUGGCAAGAACGCUGUCAGAGACGCGCAACAGGUGUCUGCCAGAGACCAUCGAGGACAUUGAACAGCACUGGUAG